Bursaphelenchus xylophilus (pine wood nematode) is the source of this 473-nucleotide messenger RNA. The record is from the annotation of a GenBank genome assembly. NCBI's taxonomy places the organism in Eukaryota, Metazoa, Nematoda, Chromadorea, Rhabditida, Aphelenchoididae.
AUGAUUGACCGCGCCGUCGUAGUGGCCGGAGUCAUCUCCUCAUCAAUGGUAAGAGCAUUCUUGGGGAUCUUGUUCAAAUACGGUCAAGAAUGGAGCGUACAAUCAUCGGCACUCGGCGCAUCGUAGGAAAAAACGCCAUGUCCUACCGCACUCAAUUGAGGAACGUAAAGUAAGUGGGAAGUUGAACCGCAGCAACGUGAACCACGCCUGGAACGACACGGGACACGAAUGGCCUAUCCAAGGAUGAUCGAAACAUCCCGCCCCGAAGAAUGGAAACGGUGGCCGACUUAAGCCACUACUUUGGACCGGGCAGGAAACAGCGCUUCAACAUCGACUACACGGAACAGUUAUCGCGCAUGUCUCCUCAUUUUGCGUUGUUGAAAUCAUUAAGAGAAAUGAGCGUUGGGGAGGAAACGCUUCCCAGUACUCGUGGAGGCCACAGUGCCUAUAGUGAACUCUUACUGGAAACGUAA